Molecule: messenger RNA, 1296 nt
Organism: Mugil cephalus (flathead mullet)
Lineage: Eukaryota; Metazoa; Chordata; Actinopteri; Mugiliformes; Mugilidae
Gene: pdcl3
Product: phosducin-like 3
Exons: 6
Coding region: 152-868 (238 amino acids)
Biological process (GO): positive regulation of gene expression; angiogenesis; protein folding
Cellular component (GO): cytoplasm
Source: RefSeq, a predicted model, not a curated record
GUUUAUUUUAACUCUGGAUGUAAUAUGUGGUUAUGUUGAUCAAUCGUAGUUUUCGGGUUUCUGCCGGACUCGUUUUGUGCGCGGUCCUUCUGUUUCCGUGUCGGGGUGGAGAGCUGAGUGUGAUUUUCGAGAGGACUAUUAAUCUGUAAAAAUGCAGGACCCAAAUGAAGACACCGAGUGGAAUGAUAUCCUGAGAAAGAAAGGCAUCCUUCCUCCUAAAGAGGAGCCUAAAGAUGACGAAGAGGAGGAACUGGCCCUCCAACAGCAGUCUGUCGUUAAAACGUACGAGAGCAUGACGCUGAACGAGCUGGAUGAGAAUGAAGAUGAGUUUGGUGAGGAAGAUGAAGCUGCCAUUGAGAUGUACAGACAGAAGCGUCUUGCAGAGUGGAAGGCGACUCAGAUAAAGAAUGUGUUUGGUGAUGUGGUGGAAAUCUCCGGGCAGGACUACAUUCAGGAAGUCAACAAGGCCGGAGACGGCAUCUGGGUGGUUCUGCACCUCUACAAACAAGGCAUCCCACUCUGUUCCCUCAUCAACCAGCACCUGGUCACAUUAGCAAGGAAGUUCCCUCAGACCAAGUUCCUCAAGUCCAUCUCCACCACGUGCAUCGCCAACUACCCCGACCGCAACCUGCCCACCAUCUUCGUCUACUUCGAGGGCGAGAUGAAGGCCCAGUUCAUCGGCCCUCUUGUAUUCGGAGGCAUGAAUCUGAAAGUCGAUGAGCUGGAGUGGAGGUUAUCAGAAUCCGGAGCAGUGAAAACAGACCUGGAGGAAAAUCCCAAGAAACAAAUCGAAGACAAGCUCAUGUCGUCAAUCAGAAGUUCGCUUCCUACACGGAAGGACAGUGACUCUGACGAUGAGGACUAUUAAAAAAAAUAUUAAAAAAAAAAUAAAUAAAUAAAUACACGCCAAACCUGAAAGAACACGUGGCCACUACAUGGAAAACACUUAAAGAGCAGAGAGGGGAUGAUAUCUCCUUUAUCAGCAUGUGCAUUUACUAUCUCAGCCAUGUAGGUGGCGCUCAUACGCAGCGGCUCAGUCCUGCUCAGAGGCUCCCGGACAGAGCGUUUGACUGGAGCGCCUGCGGUUUCGACCUCGUCGUGCGUCUCUGUGGGAAAGUGUGCAGAACAGUCACUAUUUUGUAAUUUCAAUAAACCCUCAGCUACACCUCCUGAACCUCAAAAAGUGUAGUUUUAACUUCUUCUUUUUUUACAUUUCUUGGUAAUUAUGUCACAAAACGUGUAUGUGCGUUUGAUUCUGUGGAAUUAAAUGUGAGUUCAACCUCUUUGCCACAAUAA